GAUGACGUGGGCGGGCGUGCGCGUUGACGACCCGCGUCUCUGUUAGUCAGCGGAGCGGCCGAGGCCGGACAUCGCGGCCGGAACGCGGAGCCGCGAGCAGGGCUGAGUAGCGGCCGCGGCCACCGCGGGACGGCGCCGCUCACCGCUGCGGGCUUCCCGGUCGCCGUUGGCUGCAUUGCCGGCCUCGGUGAAUAUUUGGAUGAAGCCAUUAAACUAAUUGCUUGUCAUCAUGAGCAGAAGCAAGCGUGACAACAAUUUUUAUAGUGUAGAGAUUGGAGAUUCUACAUUCACAGUCCUAAAACGAUAUCAGAAUUUAAAACCUAUAGGCUCAGGAGCUCAAGGAAUAGUGUGUGCAGCUUAUGAUGCCAUUCUCGAAAGAAAUGUUGCAAUCAAGAAGCUCAGCCGGCCAUUUCAGAAUCAGACUCAUGCUAAGCGAGCCUACCGAGAACUAGUUCUUAUGAAAUGUGUUAAUCACAAAAAUAUAAUUGGCCUUUUGAAUGUUUUCACACCACAGAAAUCCCUAGAAGAAUUUCAAGAUGUUUACAUAGUCAUGGAGCUCAUGGAUGCAAAUCUUUGCCAAGUGAUUCAGAUGGAGUUAGAUCAUGAAAGAAUGUCCUACCUUCUCUAUCAAAUGCUGUGUGGAAUCAAGCACCUUCACUCUGCUGGAAUUAUUCACCGGGACUUAAAGCCUAGUAAUAUAGUAGUCAAAUCAGACUGCACUUUGAAGAUUCUUGAUUUUGGACUGGCGAGAACUGCAGGAACAAGUUUUAUGAUGACUCCUUAUGUUGUGACUCGAUACUACAGAGCGCCAGAGGUCAUUCUCGGCAUGGGCUACAAGGAGAACGUUGACAUUUGGUCAGUUGGGUGCAUCAUGGGAGAAAUGAUCAAAGGUGGUGUUUUGUUCCCAGGUACAGAUCAUAUUGAUCAGUGGAAUAAAGUUAUUGAACAGCUCGGAACACCGUGUCCUGAAUUCAUGAAGAAACUACAACCAACAGUAAGGACUUACGUUGAAAACAGACCUAAGUAUGCUGGCUAUAGCUUUGAGAAACUAUUCCCAGAUGUGCUUUUCCCAGCUGACUCGGAGCAUAACAAGCUUAAAGCCAGUCAGGCAAGGGAUUUGUUAUCCAAAAUGCUAGUAAUAGAUGCAUCCAAAAGGAUCUCAGUAGAUGAAGCUCUCCAGCACCCAUACAUCAACGUCUGGUAUGACCCUUCGGAAGCAGAAGCUCCACCACCAAAGAUCCCUGACAAGCAGUUAGAUGAGAGGGAGCACACAAUAGAAGAGUGGAAAGAACUGAUAUACAAGGAGGUGAUGGACUUGGAGGAGCGAACCAAGAAUGGAGUCAUAAGAGGACAGCCAUCUCCUUUAGGUGCAGCAGUGAUCAGCGGCUCUCAGCACCCGUCGUCUUCGCCAUCUGUCAAUGAGGUGUCUUCCAUGUCCACAGAUCCGACUCUGGCCUCGGAUACAGACAGCAGUCUCGAAGCAUCAGCUGGACCUCUGGGCUGCUGUAGAUGACUACUUGGGCCUUGGGGGGGUGGGAGGGAUGGGGAAUUGGUUAGUCAUUGAUAGAACUGCUUUAAAAACAAUUCAGUGGUCAUAUUUUUGAGUGAUUUUUCAGAAAAUGUAGAAUUCAUUUUGUAGUAAAGUAGUUUAUUUUUUUUAAUUUCAAGUGUUGUAAUUUAAAACCUAAGUUGUGUUUUUAAACAGCAACAAAACUGUAUUGUAUUUUUGCUGUAAUUAACUGUAUAAUGUAAACCUAAUUAUUUUAUCAUGGUUUAAAUUUUUUGCAUAUUUGCUUUAUCUUAUGCUGCUGAUUUUUUUUACUGAAUUUGUAAGAUUUUGUUUAUCAAAGCAACUAUUAUGUGGUGACUUGCAUAUAUCAUGAAUUAUUUAAGAUGUUUAUAAGUUUUUUAUUAGAAUUUAUUUCAGAUGUUUGUUCAUGAUGCUAUCCUUAAGGGUUAUGUGCUUAUCAAUGAAAUAACCCCAGAGGAGUAAGGGAAAAUAACCUGUAGCCAGUUAUAUUCAGGAAUAACUACUGUAAAUGAUGAACGUGUCAGGAAACCUCCACUGUUUGCUACUGGCCAAUCCCAGUUUAGUUACAACAAUUAGUAGGCAACCUUACCUAAAUUUUGGCAAAUGCCCUGCCAUCUAGAUAGUGGAAUAACUCAGAGCAUGUCUUUAAAGAUGCUGAGCACAUCCUUCUACCUUUCGGAGCUCCCCACCCCAACCCAACAGAAACUCAAAUCAAGAAAUGUGGUGUAUUCUGAACAUUGUGGCAUGUUCAAAGCCUUUGAUCGUAUACAGUCAAGAGGAUACUUCAUGAAUAUACAUUUCAAUGCAAAUCAACAGAUGGUUCCCUUGUACUAGCUAUGAGCCUGCUUCUGUAUACACUGAGUUAAUCUCAGGCUAUAGGUCCUGGCAUUGGUCAAGAGUCUGGACUUCCCUUUUAUACAGCUUCUGGCCUCUGGACCUUUCCCAGUUCCUGUUCCUUGGAGGGUCAAUCUGUUGAGCACCAGUUUGUGGUGUUUCUGGCCAUUUUGAUUCUACCUGUAGCAUAAUCCUAUUUUUACUAGCUGUCAGGAGGUUCCAAAGCCUACUUAAAUUUGUGUAGGUGAUGUUUAAAUGAGCAAUAUACCGUUCAUCUGAAAAUAGUAGCACACAGCCAUAUGUAGGAUGUCAUUUUCUAAGGACUGUUUCUUCACAGUGAGCAGAGCAGGCAUAGUGGUGGUUCUUUAGUCUGAGUCUUUGAUUUUUUUAUACCUGAUUUCAAAUAUAAUACGCAGUGUGGACAUUGAGUAGUGUAAGAAUGGUGCUGCUCCUGACAAGUGUGUGUUAACUGUUUACAUUUUAUAUCUACAGAAUCCUUUCUCUGUAACUGAAUUUUUCCUAAGUAAAAUGUCAUCAAGGUCUCAUUAUUUCUGAAAUGAUGUCUGUAAUGCCCAGGCACCUUUGGUAUUGUCUGGAACAAGAGGGAUUUCAUGUAAUGAACUGGGAAAUGCAUACUUCGUGAGCUGCGUGGUUGUAGAGAGAAGCCCCCUUGGAGCUCACAGCCAACAGGAGUAAGAACAGGCACAGCUCAGCAAAUUUCUGAAAGUUUGCUUAGCCUUUUUUUUUUUUUCCCCCUGUAUAUUUAGUGUAGAAUUACUUUCAAGUAAGGUAUUUUUGGUCAUUGUUAAUGUGCAAUACUUAAGAUUAAGAUACAUUAACCUUUUUUUUGAUACUUUGAAAUAGAGCAAGUUAGUUAAUCAUGAUUUCUAGUCUCCUACCUUUUAGCGAUUCCUUUUCUCUACAUGUAACAUGGUGCAUUAAUUUUAUUAGGCAAGUAUGAAUUUGAGACUGUUAUGCCUCUUGGGCUGUAGAAGUCGAAGAUUGGAGUCAGGAUUUUAGCAGAAAUUGGAGCAUGAGUGUUCUUAUUUUAUAUUAGUUUUACAGCUAACUCAUUUUGUUUUCCCUAGGAUAAAUGUGUCACUAUUGCACUUUAACAGCUGACAUGCUUCAUUAGUUCUCUGUAGUUUAUAUUUGAUUGCUGAGAAGCCGUCUUUCUUGAUGCAGAUUUUGGUUAAGUAAGAAAUAACAGUUGUUCUGAUUGUACAUUUGUUGUAAUUGCCAGCUCCCACUUGCCAGCCAUCAUGUUUCAGUUGAAUUAAAAGAAAACAAGCUUUCAAUGCUUAAUGUAAACUAAAAUACUUAACAAAAUUAUACCCUGAAAGUAAGGUCUGUUUGUUAAAUGUGUGUGCCCCAGCUUUUUAAGAUCCAUUGUUUACACAACUCCCCCUCUUUGUUUAAACCUGUUAACAUAAAUCAUAUUGGUACUUUUAGAGUCUUAAAGCAUCUUAAGUAUUUUUUUAAGAACUUACAAAUAACAUUUCCGUCUAGCAGUACUUGUUAAGCCACCCUAUAAUUUGACUUUUCAAUUAUAUAUGCUUAAGCUUGUUGUCUUACUGUCCAAAAGUUGUUUAACUGAGAAUUAGCAUUCAACUUCAUAGGUUAGGAAAGAGACACUGCUUCUUCCUACAUGUCUUCCUGGUUACAGUUCUCUUACCCCAAGAUAUAUUGACCAUCUGUAAGAUGACCAUGUUGUUGGGAUUGCUUGUUAUAAAUAGAGCAUCUCAACUCUUGUGCUA
Molecule: messenger RNA, 4122 nt
Organism: Peromyscus californicus insignis
Lineage: Eukaryota; Metazoa; Chordata; Mammalia; Rodentia; Cricetidae
Gene: Mapk8
Product: mitogen-activated protein kinase 8
Exons: 12
Coding region: 230-1513 (427 amino acids)
Biological process (GO): JNK cascade; protein phosphorylation
Cellular component (GO): nucleus; cytoplasm
Molecular function (GO): JUN kinase activity; ATP binding
Source: RefSeq, a predicted model, not a curated record